AUGAGCUAAAAUUUCCAAGGUUAAAACAAUGCUGGAGGAGGAGGAUUCGGAUUUGGUGCUCCUCAAAAUGCGAGCUCAGGUUUUUUAGCAUUCUAGGUACAAAGUUAGUCGAAGAUUUAGCCUAACCUCUUUAAUGUAAAUAAUGUGAAGUCAGUUAUACCGCAAGUAAUGGGAUCCAAGCCAAAGUAGAACUAUCAAGCUAAUCAACCUAAGUAAUCAAGCUCAAAUAUUUUUGCCUAGUAUGGAGGACCUGGAGGAUAUUAGCCCUAAAAUUAACAAUAAAAUUUGGCCAAUUAAUAACAGUAAAUGCAGGGAGGUGGUAAAAAAUCUGUGAAAAAUUUUAAAAACUAGAAUCAAUCUUAGAUGAUGCCUUAAACUCAACAAAACUAAUAAUUACUUGGAAAGACUGGUAAACCAAUAAAAUAAUCUGUUGCUCAGAACAAUAAUAAUUUUCCAUUUGGAAAUACUUUUCCUAAUAGUGCAGCUCCAUUUAAUUAAUAAAGUCAAAGUCAAAGCUUAAAUAAUACUUUUGGCUAGAAUCAAGGAUUCAAUCAAUUUAAUUAACCCAAAGCUUUAAGCUCCACUCAGCCAUAGAAUAAUAAAACAUUGGGAUAACAUAAUUAAAUCUAGAAGAAGUAGCCAUAUAAAAAAUAGGGACAAUAUUAGUAAUCACAAUAACCCAAUGAUAUGUAAAUGGAUUCACCCCUCAAAGGCAACUAAUAAUAGUCUCAGAAUAGUUAUCAAUCCAAGUUUGGAAAUUAAGGUGCCAACUAGCUCCAAGUUAAGAAAGCUAAUAGCGUAAUUACUAAGCAUAUCAAUCAGAAUUAGCCAGUUGUAGGAUAAAAAUAAAUUUUCCAAACAUAAAAGAAAUAAGUACCUACUUUUAUUUAGGGAAAGUCUGGGUCUUAGCAACCAAAGGGAAAUUAACUUGAUAUUAGUGAUACUCAAAUGUCUAUUCAACCAUAGGAAACUAUCUCAAGUCAUUCAAAUAUAAGCAAACCAUCAAGUUUAGCAACUUCUGGAAAUCAAUCGCUAUCAAAAUUUCAAAACAAAAAUUCAAGCAAUGCACAAGCAGCUGGAGGUAUCAAUAUAACUAAUUAAAAUAAAAACGGAACUAAUUAGGAUUCGAAAAACUCUUCAAAGCAAAGAUCACAAGGAGGAACAGGAACUUAGGAUAACUUAGAUGAAGAUGAACAAUAGUACGACGAUGAAGACUAUGACGAUGAGUACUACGAUCACGAAAAUUAUUACGAAGAAGAAGGCUAAGGCGAUCUAAUUAAGGAAUAGAAACCUAAGAAUUCUACUACCCAUGAAGUUGAGAAACCAUAAUAAGUCUCUGGGUAAAAAGUCUGCAAAAGUUUCUUAUAUGGUACUUGUAAAUUCGGAGCUAAGUGUAGGGACUAGCAUCAAGGGCAAUCGAAAAAUGAUGCACACUCUAAGGCUCCUCAAAAACCUAUUUGUUAGUUUUUCCUUAAAAAUAGUUGCACCUAUGGAGACAAGUGCAAGAACUCUCAUGAGAUAGACCCAUAGUCAGUGGCUGAUAUUGCAAAGAAUCUUUUAACCUCGGGCAACUUGCCUAAAGGAUUUGAUGCCAAGAAAAUGCAAUAACUAAUAGAAUAAACUCAAAAUUAGAAAAGUGGAGUACCAUUUGAUGAAGAUUAUUAUGAUGAAGAAGAGGAACCUGAGGAAGAAAUAGCUGAUAAUUAAGAUUAAGAAGAAGAUUAGACUAAUCCUAUUACAGAAAAACUACCUAUGGGUAAGAUUGCAGAGCUAAAUAAAGGCAAAGUCAUCAGUCUUCAGGCUUUAAAAGACCAGAAUGCAAAGCUUGCUGCUUAAGAAGAAGAAAAGAAAUCAACUGACAUAAAGAAACCAAUUGCAAAGAAAAGUUUAAAUCCUAUGUAAUCAGCCCAAAAAACAUUGAAAUCAAUCGAUUAACCACAAGAAAUUAAUAAGCCUCUUCUGAUUCAGUAAGCACCAAAAUCAAAUCAAAAUGACAAUAAGAUCUUCGCAAUGCCUACAGUAGUAUCAUCUGCUACUAUUACAAAAAGAAGAUAGGAGAUUAUUGAUGAGUUAAAAAAGAUUUAGAGCAAUCCUUAAUCUCACUUAAUUCGAGGAAAAGCAGAGUUAUUAGCAUUCUGCUCUGACUAGGAAAUCUAAAGUCGUUCUGAAAUAGAUGCUUCUUCUGCAUCAAAGUUUGAAAGAGAUAGGUAAGGCUAAGGGUUCCCUCAAUAUGCCAUAAAAGCUUACAGUAGAAGUGCUGCUGAUAAAGUCAUGAAUGAGGUAUCUGAAAUAAGACCACCUAUUGUGCUGUAUAAGAUUAUUGAAUAUCUAAGAGACUGCAUUGCUGAUCAGGAUAUGCUUGGCCCUGGAAAUAGUACUUUUAAAUGGAUCGACCCUUCUUUUGGAGACAUCUACAGUUUCAUCAGGGAUAGAGGUCGUUGUGUAGCUUUAGAUUUCAUCAUUAUCGAUCAGAAUACCAAUCAGUACUACAUCAAAAGUCUAGAGGAACUUUCAAGAUUCCUACUUAUGUCUUAUCAUGAUGGCUUUACAAGUGAGGUCUUUGAUACUUACUAAAAUACAUAGAUUCUAACAAAAAACUUAGGAUCUCUCAAGAAUUGUUAUGAAUAAGUAGAACUAGAUGCUUCAAUUCCUCAAAAUUUAAAGAAGGAAAUGAUGAAGAAUAAGAUAGAAUUUUUAUCAUACUUACUAAUUGCUAGUUCAAAAGACUCUGUAAUUACUAGAGCAGAAAUAGCUAGCAUAGACAUCUUAGCCAUCGAUCCCAAAGACUAUGAGCUUAUGAAAUAAGCCAUUAAAAUAAACUCAGCGAUUUAGAAUGGAGAUGCUACUAGAUACUUUAAAUUACUAAACUCUAAAGAUAUCAAUUAUCUCUUCAAAUGCAUGAUGAUAAACUUCCUUAAUGAGAUGAGGCUUACUCUAAUUGAAUAAAUUGUGAAGGGAUUUAAUAAUGGAUUGAAUAAAGGCAUGGUUGAAUUAGAUUUUAUGCAAAAAGUGCUUAAAUUUAUUGACUCCGAUGACACUGCUGAAUUCCUAGAAGCUGCUGGAUUUACCUAAGUAGGAUAUGAUCAAAUAAAGCUCAGUGAGAGAAAACAUAUUGAUCAAUGGAAAGAAAAAGUCAAUAUUUGGAGAUAAAAGAACAGACUGACAUUCCUAGAUGAAAUGAGAGGCAUUUAACCCAGAUCUUUCAUUAUGAAAAAUGGAGUUGAUUCAGAGGAUUAGAGGAAAAGAGCUGAAUAGCUCAAAAUUAAGCAUUAGUAAGAUUAAGAGAAAAAAUAAAAAGAGCAAAAACUAUUGGAAGAGAAAAAUUUAGAGAAGCAGAAGAUAGAAAAGGAGAAGCAAGAGAUUGAGAAAAAGAAGCAAAUUGAGAAAGAACUUCAAAUGAAAGCUAUAGAGGAGAAAGAAAGCUUAGAAAGAGAAGCCAAGGAGAAAAAAGAGAGGGAGGAAAAGGAAAGAAUUAUGAGAGAAAUAGAGGAGAAAAAAAGAUAAGAAAAAAUUGCACAUGAAAAGAAGAUGAAACUUCUUAAGAAGUUUUAGACUAUCGGUAUCAAAUACAGAGAAAUCAAGGAAAAUAACAAAUACGCUUAAAUGAGGAAAGAGUUUCUAGAAUUUGGAAGAAGCUUUAAGAAGUUAUUGGGCAAGAGAAAAGAUAGAGACAUGGUCUAGGAGCUAGAAACUCAAAUAAUUGAAAUGUUUUAGCAAGAAGCAUUUAUACCAAUCCAAAACAGGGAAUAAAUUUACAAAACACUUAGCAGCCUAGAUCUAGACUUCAAUCAAAUUCAAACAUUCAAAAUGAAGGAUUGGAUUAGCUAAGUCAUUCCUGAGAGAUAAGGCCAUCUACAACUUAAAUUAAUUUCCUCUAGAAUAAGACCAAAUAACAAACCUGAGCAACUCUGGGAAAUUCUCUAGAUCCUCAUUUUGCUAUUCAAUAACAGUUUGAAUCCUAAACUUAGCAACACUAUGCUAAAGAGUUAAUACAAUACAGAUAUAAAUGAUGAACUGAGCCUGGCUUUUAAGUAUGAAGAAAUUGAAAAGUUAAAUGAAAUACAAAAGCAAAAUCUUUUCUUAGAGACUAAUCUUAUAAUGCUUCUGACUGACUCUGCAAGUUUUGAAAAAGAUUUGAAAUUCAUUAAGGAGUAAUUAAAGUUAUACCCUCAAUUUUCAAGACUCAACUUCCUAAUAAUGAUCUAUGGGAAUGACUACAGCGAACUAUAGAGUUUGCAAGAUAAGCUUAAUAUGGCUUUAGUUGAUGACUUAAGUUGCCACAGAGUGCUCAAUCUUUAAAUCAUCCCUCUCUGCUUCCAUAUCCCAGCUAGAAAGAAGACAAUCCCAUAACUAGCCUAUCCACAAACCCUUCGUGCUUUAAUAUUAGCUUAUCUUCUUAGAGAUCUUGAGAAAUCCUUGCUUAAAAGUAAAAUUUUUAAUGAUACCCAGCAGAAAUUAAUCCCUAUUUAACUCUCAGAAAUACUUUAAAAUUCGCUGGUUGAUAUAACUCCAGUAAUUGAACAAGUAUAGGAGGAUAAUUUCAUGCAGUAUGAAAGCUUCUACAAGAAAUUCUUCUAAGAUCUCUAAGUGUCUUCAGGGGCAAAGUUAUAUGAGUUAACCAAAUUGAAUGAAAUUUAGAUACUUAAUUUCUGGUUCCUCACUCUAAACCAACUUUUAUAGCCAGUGAUUGAAUCACUUUAAGAUUCAAUACAAAUGAUCGUACUUACCAAGAAAAAGAAUGCAGAGAUGAGUUCAAAAGCAAACAAAGUAUUAGAUAGUUUAAAAUUGAUUUAAAACAUUGAAAGGCUAAAGAAUUUCACAUAUCCAACUGAGUAUGACAAGAAUUUGAAUGCUGAUCACGUAAACUAUCUGAUUCAAAAGGAAUUCAAAAAAGCUAAUGUUGAAAUUCACAUCAUUUCCAAAAUUGAAAACAUAAUCAGCUAUUUAUUCAGGUACAAGUCAAUCUAGGCCUUGCAUAAAAAUAGAAGUAAGUUAUUAGAGAAGUUAUAAUAAAUUAUAGGAUAUUUCAAGGCGUCUUAGUUAUUCUAAUAACUGUUCAUGCUUUUGUUUUCUGAAGUGAAUGAAACUCAUAUUUCAUACUUGACACCAAAGAAAUUACUUUCCCUUUAAGAUGUUGAUUAUGAAAUUAUAUAGAAUAAGCUACAAAAACUUAAUUCUUAAGGUCAAAACACUCUCCUACAGUUAAAACAGCAAUUCCCACUUGAUUUUAAGGAAUAUUCAUAGCCUCAAAUUCUGAAGCAGACCAAAAGGAUAAAGGGGUAAUAUGCGGUCUAAGAUAACUCUAUACUUGGUAGAUAAAUCUCUAAAAUUGGCUAUGAACUUAAGACUACCAUUCUCUCUGAAAAAUAGAUUAAGGAAAAAAAUGAUCUUGUUAGCUUGGAUAAGGUGAUUGAUGAGUAUAGUAAUCAGACUUAGGAGCUCUAUUCUGAAUAUAAGGAAUUCAGAAAACUUAGAAGGACUGAAGUCCUUGAAGAUGCUAAUAGAAGCACCAAGAGGAUUAAGUAAGAUAAAUUCGACAUUGAGUAGAGUGCCAAGUUUCUGCAAGAAUAAAAGAAGAUUCUUGAGAACAUGACCAAGAAAGCUAAAAGUAAUAUUCCCUUAUUUGUUACAAGAAGUUAAGUCAGUAAGACUUGA
Messenger RNA from Stylonychia lemnae, 5655 nucleotides. NCBI's taxonomy places the organism in Eukaryota, Ciliophora, Spirotrichea, Sporadotrichida, Oxytrichidae. The record is from the annotation of a GenBank genome assembly.